This is a messenger RNA of Huiozyma naganishii CBS 8797, 1083 nucleotides long. RefSeq names its product ditrans,polycis-polyprenyl diphosphate synthase (gene NUS1). Gene Ontology annotation, molecular function: ditrans,polycis-polyprenyl diphosphate synthase [(2E,6E)-farnesyl diphosphate specific] activity. Gene Ontology annotation, cellular component: dehydrodolichyl diphosphate synthase complex; endoplasmic reticulum membrane. The record is from RefSeq and is a predicted model, not a curated record. Bases 1 to 1083 code for a protein of 360 amino acids. The transcript has a single exon. NCBI's taxonomy places the organism in Eukaryota, Fungi, Ascomycota, Saccharomycetes, Saccharomycetales, Saccharomycetaceae.
AUGUCGGAACCCCGUGAUGAAGCCCGUGCUACUACCGGUAAAUCUGCUGAAAAUUUGCAAAAAACGCGGCUUUUGAGGUCAGAAUCCACGAAGUUCCAGGAUCAUGUUGCACCUCCCAUCGUUGGAGCUUUGAAAAGGGGCUCUGCGAACACCAAAAUGAGGACAGUAAAGGCGAUAGCAGAGUCGAUACUAAUUAACAAAUGCAGUGACGAGAAGCGAAUGAAGGACGAGGUAGACAAGCAUGGCCAAUGGAAGCACUCGACGAUGGGUAUUAUAGAGUUUUUCGUGUAUAAGAUUCUGUUGGUUGGACUGUACAUUGCCUACGGUAUCUUCAGGUACUUUCAAUACCAAUAUAAUUUGAUGAAGUUAAGGAUCCUCAACGUGUUUUAUAGCCCUUCUAACACGCCUCAGCUUAUCAGGCAAGACGUGAGGAAAUUAAACAAGAUCCCCAAAGUACUUGCAUCCAUCCUCGAGGUGAAGCCUGUUGGGGAUGUUGGCGGUGGGAGCAAAGGGUUGCUGAACGACGGCAGUAAGCUGGUGUGCUGGACUGUGUCUGCCGGUAUCAAGCAACUCAUUCUAUACGACUACGAGGGGAUCCUGCAGGGCAACGUGGAACUGUUCCGGGAGGGCAUUUAUGCCAAGCUGAGCAAAUACUACGGUCCGUACAACGUCCCAACGUUCGCUGUCAAAGUACCACACGAAAACAAGGUGUACUACAACCUGAAAGGCAACAGCCAAAAGAAAAGCAAAGUUUCCAUUGAGGUCUCGUUGCUCUCCAGCAGGGACGGCCGGGAAACCAUUGUCGACCUAACAAAGACAAUGGCGCAUCUUUACAAACAGGGGGACUUGUCCCUCGACGAGAUCACAGUCGACCUCGUCGACCAAGAGCUUGUCCAACUGGUCGGCCACGAACCAGACUUACUGCUCUACUUCGGACCCGCGCUCGACCUCCAGGGAUACCCGCCCUGGCACCUACGCCUGACGGAAUUCUUCUGGGAGGCGGACAACAACCAGGUCACGUACUCCGUCUUCAUAAGAGGUCUCAGGGUGUACGCUGGCGCCCAGAUGAACGUCGGGAAGUAA